Molecule: messenger RNA, 5397 nt
Organism: Girardinichthys multiradiatus
Lineage: Eukaryota; Metazoa; Chordata; Actinopteri; Cyprinodontiformes; Goodeidae
Gene: gpd2
Product: glycerol-3-phosphate dehydrogenase 2 (mitochondrial)
Exons: 18
Coding region: 119-2311 (730 amino acids)
Biological process (GO): glycerol-3-phosphate metabolic process
Cellular component (GO): mitochondrion; glycerol-3-phosphate dehydrogenase (FAD) complex
Molecular function (GO): calcium ion binding; glycerol-3-phosphate dehydrogenase (quinone) activity
Source: RefSeq, a predicted model, not a curated record
CAGCGCAGAGAGCUUCCUGGGUUGUAGCUGUCUGACACUCCAGGCGACAGUUUGGUUACCAGCCGUCCCGCAUUACAACGAGGGUCAUUUUCAGCCAGAACACAAGGAAUCCUGGCUCAUGGCGUUCAGAAAGGCCCUGAGACGGACAGCGGUGGUGGGAGGCGGGGCGGUCGCGGCGGCCUUCGGCCUGUCGCAGCUGAUGGAGUACAGGAAGACGCAGCCUGGAUUGGCUCGACUGGCUCACGUUGCAGCCGAGGCAGAGGUGAAGGUCCCCUAUGCGGACGAGCUGCCCUCCAGGCAGACCCAGCUCGAAGCUCUGCGAGACACUCCGGAGUUUGACGUUCUGGUUGUCGGAGGGGGGGCCACGGGAGCUGGAUGUGCCUUAGACGCUGUCACCCGCAACCUCAAAACUGCCCUUGUCGAAAGAAGUGACUUCUCUUCAGGGACGAGCAGCCGGAGUACGAAGCUCAUCCACGGUGGAGUGCGUUACCUCCAGAAGGCUAUCAUGAAGCUGGACUAUGAACAGUACAUGAUGGUGAAAGAGGCUCUGCAUGAGCGAGCCAACCUGCUAGAGAUUGCCCCUCACCUGUCAGCUCCGUUACCCAUCAUGCUUCCUGUUUACAAAUGGUGGCAGUUGCCUUAUUACUGGGCAGGGAUAAAGAUGUACGACUUGGUGGCUGGGAUCCACUGCCUGAAGAGCAGCUACGUUCUGAGUAAGUCCAAAGCCUUGGAGCUUUUCCCCAUGCUGAAGAAGGACAAGCUGGUGGGAGCCAUCGUAUACUAUGAUGGACAGCACAAUGAUGCCCGAAUGAACCUGGCUAUUGCGCUGUCUGCUGCUCGCCACGGCGCGGCCGUUGCCAACUACACCGAGGUGGUUUCCCUUCUGAAGUCCAAAGACCAGCAGACUGGCAAGGAGAGGGUGUGUGGCGCCCGCUGCAGAGACAUCAUCACACGGCAGGAGUUCGAUGUGAGGGCCAAAUGUGUGAUCAAUGCCACUGGACCCUUCACCGACUCCCUAAGGCAGAUGGACAAGCAGGAGAUCUCUAACAUCUGCCAGCCGAGUGCAGGGGUCCACAUCGUCAUUCCGGGAUACUACAGCCCCGACAACAUGGGCCUCUUGGAUCCAGCCACGAGCGAUGGUCGAGUCAUCUUCUUCCUGCCCUGGGAGAACAUGACCAUCGCCGGGACCACUGAUACCCCCACAAAUGUGACAGCCCACCCUAUACCUGGGGAGGAUGACAUCAACUUCAUCCUGAGGGAGGUUCGCAACUAUCUCAGCCCAGAUGUGGAAGUGCGGAGAGGAGACGUGUUGGCAGCUUGGAGCGGCAUCCGGCCCUUGGUGACCGAUCCCAACUCCAAAGACACCCAGUCCAUCUGCAGGAACCACAUUGUCAGCAUCAGUGACAGCGGGCUGGUCACUAUAGCAGGUGGGAAGUGGACGACCUACCGGUCCAUGGCCGAGGAGACGCUAGACGCAGCAAUAAAAUCCCAUAGCCUCUCAGCUGAACCCUGCAGGACGGUGGGUCUGAUGCUGGAGGGGGCCAAGGGCUGGACCCCAACCCUCUACAUCCGUCUGGUGCAGGACUACGGCUUGGAGAAGGAGGUCGCUCAGCAUCUGGCCUCAACAUAUGGUGCAAAAGCGUUUGAUGUUGCCAAAAUGGCGAAGGUUACAGGCCAAAGGUGGCCGAUUGUUGGGAAACGUCUAGUGUCUGAAUUCCCCUACAUCGAAGCUGAGGUCCUUUACGCAAUCAAGGAGUACGCCUGCACCGCCAUCGACGUCAUAGCUCGGCGGACGCGGUUAGGCUUCCUGAACGUGCAGGCGGCAGACGAAGCGCUCCCGCGGAUUGUCCACAUCAUGGGCAAAGAGCUGAACUGGACUCAAGAGAAGAGGACGGAGGAACUUGAAGCAGCAAAGACGUUUCUAUACCACGAGAUGGGCUACAGGUCCCGGUCGGAGCAGCUCACAAAGACAUCAGAGAUCAACCUGGACUACCAGGAAGUAGUCAGGUACAAGAACCGUUUCCAUAAGUUUGACAAAGAGUCCAAAGGCUUCAUCACCACUGUUGAUGUCCAGCGGGUUUUAGAGAGCAUCAAUGUCCAAAUCGACGAGAACGCGCUCCAUGAGAUCCUUAACGAGGUGGACCUCAAUAAGAACGGACAGGUUGAAAUCGACGAGUUCCUGCAGCUGAUGAGCGCCGUGAAGAAGGGACAGGUGUCCGACAGCCGCCUGGCCAUCCUCAUGAAGACGGCCGAGGAGACACUGGACAUAAGAGGGCCGGUGACGGUGGACCGCAGCGGCGGAGGAGUCUGAGCCUCAGAGUGUAUAUGCAAAUGGGCCAUUUGAAUCACAAUAAUGCAAUCAGGCUCGCAGUGGGAUGAGUUUGACCAAAUCAGACAACGUAUUUUGGGGGAAAUCGGAUCUAAUGAUUAAAGUCAGGGGGAUAAUUCUUGGGCCGGUGAUAGCACAAAGUGUUUCUUAGCAUAUCUAAAACAAAACCUUUUUGUAUUUGUUGUUUCCAGAAUCACUCCAUAUUUUACAGGAUCAACACUGAUUGUAGAUUAAAACGGUUUCAGAUCAGCUUUAUUUUAUGAAGCAACUAAUUUCUUACAACCCAAAUGUUUCUACUGAGGGAAGUAAGAUUUUCACAAGUUAAAGUUAACAUGCAUGUAAAUAUAUAUCAUUUAUUUUUGGCUUUUAUUGAUGCAUUUGACAAUAAUCUUAUUGGAUCAUAAGGUAUAAUUUCAAAGAGAAUACACGGCCAACGUUAGGGGACUUGAUGGAAAUGAAGAAAAUGCAGAGGCAUAAAUUCAGUCAGAUUUGUGUUCUAGGCUGAGAGGAAUUACGAUUUUUAUAUUUGCCUCAAUUCUAGUCAAUGUAAAUUUAAUUUGCCCAUGUACAUUCUGUGAAUAUAAGGCUUGACCCUAAAGAUACUAUACAGUAUUUUACAUCUUCUUUAAAUGUAUCAGAACAACCUCGUUUUAUUGUUUCCUGAGGCAAAAACAGCUCUAAGUAGUUGUUUUUACAGUGCAUGGUAAUUUAACGUAUAGCAAUAAAAACAUGUUUUAACGGAAAAAAAGACAUUUCCUUCAUCGCCUUUGACAUCAUUCAGAUGACUCAAAGUGUUUGUUUUCCAUAUGUAUUAUACUUUUCUCAGCAUGUCACGCUGCUGAAGGCCGCAGCCUUGCAACGGUACAAGAGAUUACCUCUGAUUGGCCAAAUGAGAUUCACGCUGUGACUCAUCACCAAGGUGAUCAAUUCGCUGUUUGGAUUGAUGAGAAAUGUAACAAUAGAGUCUUUUGAGGCCUGUCAUCUUCAUCUAAAAAAAAAAAACGUGCACUGUCUUUUUUAAAAAUAAGGAACAAAAUGUGCCCCGUAUUGAUUUUGGCACCAAACCGAGCUUUUAACGUAAAACGGCACGAUUCCGUAUUUUACAGGACGCUCAGCGAUACUACACCCACACACACACACACAACUAUUUGGUUAAAAUCUCCUAGUUUCAACCAUUUACAAUUAGUCCCGAUGUUAUUCAUACCCCUGGGAGAUUUAGGUUUAAAGUAAUUUUACCAACAUGUCUCUUUUGACUGGAAGUAAAUUUAAUGUCAUCACCAAAGAAAAAUCAUCUAAAUACCAGUGGAAACAUGCAACCAGCAGCUCAGCAGUUAUAAGAAGGGGCUGAUUGCUGUAAUGCUAAUACUAAAAUUACCAACUCUGUGUAUACAAUGCCAGGAAAACAAACUAUUUAAAUCCACCAAUUAUGGAAAGCAGAGUGGUCAAAUAUUCAGCUAGAAUUGUGCCCGAAGCUUGUUGAUGGCUACAAAAGGUGGAAAUUGGGAGUAAAUUCUAACUUGUGCACCCAGUUCUUGUUUUUAAAAAUCAUUGGGGUUGUAUGCUGUAUAACUGUACCACAGCUGAUUAGCUGCAUCAUCACAGCCCAAAACUAACAAGGCCUUCAGGCUGAUAAAGCAUGGACACAUUUAUUACCACUAUGUAAGCACUUUCAGUCCCUGUUUCUUUAAGGCCAAGCCUCCUGCUCUCUGAUUGGUUGGUUCCCUGAACCCUCCAGAAGGUUUAUGAGUUGAAUCAACUAACAGGAAAGAGUCGGAGAUCUCAACUUUUGCCUCACAAUCGUUAUUCUUACUUAAACCUCUUUAAUUAUUUUAAACUUUAAACGUGUUUUAUACAAACAUAAAAUAUUUACAUUAGCAGAACUGUUCGGCUUUAACUCAUUAGUGUUCCAGAUUCAGGCAGUGUUAUAGCUUUGUUUUUAUCUCAACCUUACCUAAUACAUCUCUGCCGGCAAGUCAACAGGAGUGACGUUUUAUGGAAAAAAUUAUCGCAAGUCUCUUCACACAAACAUAUUUUUCAGAAGUGAUGUGGCUGAAUGAUAUACCUAGAAGCACAAUUUAACUUCAAACGUUUAUCAAGCACUCCUGUUGCCCUAUUUUGCUUUUAGUCUAUUACAUUGCCUACUGAUGUUUACAGGCUUUCAGCUUUUGAUUUUAAUAUUUUUUUACUAGUUAUUUAUUCUUCUCUUCACUACAGCUGUUCACAGCAGUUCACUUACAAAGGGUUUUAUUUAAAUAAAAGAGGGAUCAUAGGUGAAGCUUCUUUGUUGAAGCAAUGGUCCAAAUUAUUCGCUACCACUGUGGGAUGCCAAAAGUGUCAAAAUGUGAUUUAAAAAACAUGAACUCAGUAUUUAUAUUUCAUAAUUAAAAAUAACAAAUGUAUUUUAAAUGAUUAAAAAAAUAUAUAAAUAAAGAAAUAAUUAAAUGUGGAAUACCUUAAAAUAUUAUUUGAAGUCCUGUAUAAUUAUUUAAUUAGUUUCAAGGUUAAUUUGAUGCAGUGCACAGUGAAAUAUUUCAAAUAGGUUCAACUAUUAAAUUUUAAUAUCAAACCAACUGCAUUUUUUUAGAGCUGUAUUAGUCCCGCCCACAAUAUAAAUUCAAAUAUGUUGCACCACCUCAUUUUCAAAUUAUUAUAAUUUAAUAAUGAAUUAUUUACAGUACAAAUUUAGUAAAAUAUACUUUCUUGUUAACCAAUUAAACAUAUUAUUUAUAAGACCUUUGUUUAAUUACACAUUUAUUAAGUAAUGUUGUUUAGCGAUUUGCAUAUUUGUGAUUUGUGGCACGUUUGGACCUCCCUACUAAAUGCUUCAAAUUGAAUGAAAAUAUGUGGAGUUUUUCUCUUUCAUUUCCAUGCUUCUGGUCCAUAACGAUGAUUCUGCAUGUUGGCUGAUGUUUUAUUGAAUGUGCAGCUUUUUUCAGGUGUAACAAUGUUUUAUGCAGUGAUGAAUGUAUGCCAUGUGCCUUCACUAUGAUUUUAUUGUCUCACAGAGCGCACAAAAUCUACAAAAUGUUUGUAUAUGAACAUUUGUUACAUAAAUAACCAUUUAUAAA